Molecule: messenger RNA, 837 nt
Organism: Caenorhabditis remanei
Lineage: Eukaryota; Metazoa; Nematoda; Chromadorea; Rhabditida; Rhabditidae
Exons: 6
Coding region: 1-837 (278 amino acids)
Molecular function (GO): oxygen binding; heme binding
Source: RefSeq, a predicted model, not a curated record
AUGGGUCAGGAGAACAGCAAGUGCCCUCAUCAAUCGUUGGCGGAGAAACGCUACAAGGUUGAGAGACCGAAAACAAAAAAAGUUUCUUCCGGAAGUGCAACUGAUCGAAGCCCACCAACAAAAGCAGAUGAAGAAAGUGCACCACUUCGGCUUACCGUAUCCAGUUGCGAUGUGAAUGCGGAGGAUGAUAUACCAGAAAUGCGCAAACUUUCAGUAUGUGAGCCUAAUGAGGAAGAGGCGACAUCAAUGGCAAAUGCGGCAGGAUCAAAGUCAAAGUGCAAGCACUUUUUGACUAGACGCGAGCGCAUUCUACUGGAACAGAGCUGGCGAAAAACUCGAAAAACUGGAGCGGAUCAUAUUGGUUCCAAAAUCUUCUUUAUGGUUCUCACUGCCCAACCAGACAUUAAGGCCAUCUUUGGACUCGAGAAAAUCCCCACCGGACGCCUGAAAUAUGAUCCAAGAUUCCGCCAGCACGCACUUGUGUACACUAAAACUUUGGACUUUGUCAUCCGCAACUUGGAUUAUCCUGGCAAACUUGAAGUAUACUUUGAGAAUCUUGGCAAACGCCAUGUCGCAAUGCAGGGAAGAGGUUUCGAGCCAGGGUACUGGGAGACUUUCGCGGAAUGUAUGACUCAGGCAGCUGUAGAAUGGGAAGCUAACCGACAGAGACCCACUUUGGGAGCAUGGAGAAAUUUGAUUUCCUGCAUCAUCUCUUUCAUGCGUCGUGGAUUUGACGAGGAAAAUGGCAAGAAAAAGCUGUACAGCUAUAAUGGACAAGGAUUUAGCACAAACCGGGCCCGCCGCUCCGUUUCACCAUACGCUCCGAGUGUACACUAA